Vavraia culicis subsp. floridensis is the source of this 678-nucleotide messenger RNA. RefSeq lists its product as uncharacterized. Bases 1 to 678 code for a protein of 225 amino acids. The record is from RefSeq and is a predicted model, not a curated record. NCBI's taxonomy places the organism in Eukaryota, Fungi, Microsporidia, Pleistophoridae. The transcript has a single exon.
AUGAAUCAAAAUACUGUCAAAGAACGAACCGUGCUCGUUUUGACCAUUAUGUCAUUCAUAUCCAUAACAAUACAAGCUAUAGGUACAUAUAAUCAUAAUACCUCGUCUAUUGACUUUUGCCAACACGUCAAGACAAGAUUUAUGGGAAUGCUAUUGACAGAAAUAUUUAUAAUAUAUUUCUCCUGGCAGGUUAUUUUGACGAGCAAUAGCAUAUACUCUGUGAAACUGACAUUCUGCCAUCUCUAUUUGCUCGUAAGCAUCAUGAACAAGUAUAUCUGUUCCAGAAUGUCUAUCAAAGCGGAUGUAGUUCUCUUUAUAGUGCGUGUUUUUUACAUCAAAUCUAAUUAUACAGUUUUGAGGAGCACAAACGUUUGUUACAGGUGCACUCAUUAUGCUGUGGAAGAAAACAUGUACAAUAUUUUGAGGAUACGCGCUUAUAUCUGCAAUAUCAAUAGCUUGUAUGUACUCUUUUCGGUUAUAACUGCCAUUUAUAGUUUUAUAAGAGAACUUUAUUCCUUCUUUUCCAUAUUUUUGCUUCUUUUACUUCUUAAUAAUGGUUUGUCACGGUUUGACAAGGAUGAAUCAAUCGCUAUAAGAACUUCUUUUUUAGUAUUUUAUCUUUUCAAUGUAUUUUAUAACCUAUUUCUUCUGAAAUACCUGUUCAAAUUCAAAGAGUAA